AUCUUCAGGCAUCAACUCGACAAACCUACGAACCUCGAAUCGAACUACCCCAGCCCACGACCUACGCGGAGACCGAGUACAUACCUACCCACAACCUGAGAGCUUACGCCACACAGAAGUUGGAGAUGUUGAGGCGUGGAGGCAGCCACCGUGAACACAUUUCCUCCGAGUGACAGGACGGCGUGUGGGAGCCUUGAGGGCUUGUACGACCGGGCAAGCAUCCUUUUUCGAACCUGGCACGAUGGAGAAUAUUGAUCUCACGGUUAAUCGACGCACCGAGCCCGCCCAAUCUUCCAUCGCCUGCUGCUGUGGUCGCGCCGAUUGCGCCCUGCUCAGGAAGAACUGCACAAUCCUCGAAACUGUCGAAAAAGAUGUCCACACUGCAGCACAGCUGGGCCAGGCUCUUUUGGCCCGGCAUGAGGCCUACAUGGCUGAUGCGGAGCGUGAUCGAAUCAGUUCCUUGACGCGGAUCGAAAAGUUGGAGCAUGACAAGCACGAGUUGGAAACUCAAAACGCCAAUAAGAUCGAGGAGAAUCGACAGUUGCUGGACCAGCUCGAACAACUGAAUAACACUGUCUCCGAGAGCGACACGAAGAUACGGAGCCUCGAGGCGAGCCUUUCAUCAUCACAGCAAGCCGUUCGCCGACUCGAGGCUGCUGCUGCCCGCGCUGAAGACGCUGAACGACAUUUGGCGGCACUGGAGGAAGAGCAGAAUCAGCUGCACCAUGAGCUACGUCUGACCAAGGAGGAUGCGCGCUCGCAUGCGCAACGGUGCAAGGAAGCCCAGCGGGGUAUACUUGACAUGCAGGACCAGCUCGAGCACAUGGAGAAGGAGGCCAGGAAGGAGCGCGAACGCCACGUUGAGGUCAUGGAUCGUAUGGAACGCCAACGCGAGGUGGAGAAGCAGCUGGACACGGCGGCUGGCCGGCUCAAGGGAGCGGCUGCAACGAAAACCAUGGGGAACGAGAAGAAUGGAAGCAAUGUGGUAAACCACUUUGUGAGGGAUCUGCUUCAGGACAAUGCGAACCUGCAGCUUGGUAUUGCCGAGCUGCGGGAGAUGUUGCUGAACUCAAACGACGAGAUCCAGUCGCUCAGAGAACAGCUCAUGCACCACCAGCCGGUGGAUGAAGAGGCUGUAAGCGUGCCCCCGAACCUCAAAGAGGAGCUGGAGCCGCAUCAACGGGCAGGCACGAGACUGUCGCAGGAGCUACACAUACAUCAUCAUUAUCACGUACAGAAGCAGGAGGCCAAGAAGCCGAGAAAGAAGCGGCAAGGCUUGACACCGGGCGUGCUACAACCUCCGACUAUAUCGCCCGCAGCAGCAAUACUCUCAUCACCAGCAGCUGCUGCUAGCCUGUCACAGCCCGACAGGCACCCACCGACGCAUGCGGGUGCUUGGACACCACUGUCCAACCCACCGUCCGAGUUUGCGUCUUCCGUGCCAAGCUCGCCUCGAUCAAACAGGGUCAGUUCCCUAUUUGACACAAACACUUUCGACACCGGACUGCCCAUGUCCCCGAUUACGAGUCUCGAUCCGACAUCCCCGACCUGGCGUGCACACCACAAGCGACCCUCUGCUGCAUCAUAUCAGAGCUUCCAAAGUUUCCAGACAAUACCCCACAUGGACCUGUCCGAUGCCAGUGGCACACCGUGUCACCAACGAGGCUAUUUUGACAACACCAUACAUGAGGAAGACGAGGAUGCUCCGCCGAUCGACGAGGACAGUCCCGGCCUCACGCACCCCGAAGCCUCCACUGAGGACUCCAUGGAAGGCUCUGCUGCCGAGGACUCUGAGUUCUCGAGCGACUAUCUGCCGCCCCCUCGCCUACGCCGGGCGACAUCACACGAGUCCAUCAUGUCAUUAUCGGGAGGCCUCGACAUUCACACCCUCAAGGCUCGCCCUAGCCAGAUGACGUUGAGGCCCAUCGGGGGUCUGGAGGCAGUUGUCACCGGCGUGACCGCCCAGCCGACAUUGUCGCGCGCGACGGCGAAACGCAGCGACGCCGCGUUGCGGGAUCACUUUGCUGGGAAGCAGAGCUACCGCUCCGUCUCGUCUCCGAUGAGCGCAGCACCGUCUCGUAGCUCGUCGCCCGCAUCGCAGAAAGGCAUCACGGGCGGCCUGGGUAAAUUAGUAGGCUGGCGACCCUGGGGUGCCAACAGCUCCAACAAUCCCGACAGUGCUCAUAACACGCCUACCAAGGCUGUGGACGUCCUGACGCCAACGACGGAAAAUAAAGCUGAAAAGGCGUGGAGUCGAACACCAGGCAUCAACCAGCCUGGGUCUAUACCUGGCUUCCAGCAAUACUGGGCCUCACAGCGUCGCAAGGGCGCUCCGGCGAAGGUUACGGCCGAAGUGAUCAACCACGACGUACUCAGCGAGAGCUUGCGGGAGUAACACUUGCUUAUCUGUCCAACACUCAUUCUUCUUUCCUUACUGUUUGGGGGUUGCAUUGACAGGUACGGCGGCACUGGUCUUGGGCGUUUGUUUAAUGGUGGAACACGGAGAAACAACAUUUUGCAU
Messenger RNA from Emericellopsis atlantica, 2521 nucleotides. RefSeq lists its product as uncharacterized. The record is from RefSeq and is a predicted model, not a curated record. The coding region runs from base 242 to 2395 and encodes 717 amino acids. The transcript has 2 exons. NCBI's taxonomy places the organism in Eukaryota, Fungi, Ascomycota, Sordariomycetes, Hypocreales, Bionectriaceae.